This is a messenger RNA of Raphanus sativus (radish), 3328 nucleotides long. Its product is annotated as subtilisin-like protease SBT3.4. The transcript has 11 exons. The coding region runs from base 964 to 3288 and encodes 774 amino acids. Gene Ontology annotation, biological process: proteolysis. Lineage: Eukaryota; Viridiplantae; Streptophyta; Magnoliopsida; Brassicales; Brassicaceae. The record is from RefSeq and is a predicted model, not a curated record. Gene Ontology annotation, molecular function: serine-type endopeptidase activity.
AUAUUAACCGUCAAAAGUGUUAGUAUUUUUCUGUUUAGGAAAUCAAAAGUGUUAGUCAUACGUUAAUUUAUCAAAAUAACGUCAUUUUUGAUAGAUUUUAUAAAAAAUAAAAAAUUACAAAUUGACGGAUAAUUUCAUAGAAUUUAUCCAAAAUAAAAUCUUUUGAUAAAUUAAAACAUGACUAACACAUUUGACAGUCAAUAUAUAAGUUCAAUUUUGAGAGGUUUUUGGUAAAUUAAAGGAUGACUAUUACAUUUGACAGUCAAUAUAUAUAAGCACAAUUUUAAGAGUCUAUAUUUUAUUUUUGAUUUUUAAUUUCACAAAAUUUAUUCAAAAUGACGUUGUUUUGAUAAAUUAACGGAUGACUAACACAUUUAACGCUCAAUAUUGAAAUAAGCACUAUUUUGAGAGUCUAUGCAGUAUUUUUUUAUUUUUGUUUAGUUCAAUGUGAAAUACGCACUACUAUAAAGUUCGUGAAGGAAUAGACACGACGCAUAAAGUUCAUAUACUAUUUUAAAAAAUUUGUUUAGUUCAGUGUGGAAUACGCACUGCUACAAAGUUCGUGCAGGAAUAGGCACGACGCGUAAAGUUCAUGUUAAAAUAGGCACUUUUUCCAAUGAAUUAACAUCUCAUGCGUAUGUUCACGUGCACUUUUUUCCUCAAAUUUCAUUUAGCAUUCAAUGGAAAGAUACAGUCACGUGGCUACACCACGUGGUCACGUGGCUUUUUUGUGGCAAUUUCUGAUUAAACGUUUCUAUAAUUGACCUCGUGCAGAUUUCAAAACAUACUUUAUUUUAUCUGUGAUUAAAAUAAGGAAUAUUAAAACCUCCGAAAUGACUAGGAACAAUUCCAAGAAAUGUUGAUGUUUAACAUCUUGGAACGUGACAUCUAUAUUAAUGCUUGUGCUUCUUCAUAUAGUUUCCAUGUAGAUUGCAAAUCCAUUUUUUUUUGUCUUUCAUUGGUAUGAGGAAUUUUAGAUCAUCAGUUCUUUUGGUGCUAAGUCUGAUCAUAGUUUCCGAUGUCGCAUGGGCUAGUGCUGAUAUCAAGGUUCAUAUAGUGUAUCUGGGUGAGAAACAGCAUGAUGAUCCCAAGCUUGUUACAGAAUCCCAUCACCAGAUGUUGUCUUCCCUUCUUGGAAGUAAAGAGGAUGCGCAUGAAUCAAUGGUGUAUAGUUACCGACAUGGAUUCUCAGGUUUUGCAGCAAGGCUCACCAAGUCUCAAGCCAAGAAAAUUUCUGAUUCACCUGAAGUUGUUCAUGUCAUGCCGGAUAGUUACUAUGAACUCGCGACAACUCGAACUUGGGACUACUUAGGCCUCGCUACUGCAAAUCCGAAGAAUCUCCUAAAUAAUACAAACAUGGGUGACCAAGUAAUCAUUGGCGUUGUUGACACAGGAGUGUGGCCUGAGUCUGCAUCAUUUAAUGACAAUGGAGUUGGACCAAUACCGAGCCAUUGGAAAGGAGGAUGUAAACCAGGAGAAAAAUUCAAAUUAACUAAUUGCAACAGAAAACUCAUAGGAGCCAAGUAUUAUAUCAAUGGGUUUCUUGCUGAAAAUGAUGGAUUCAACUUCACAGAAUCACCUGACUACGUGUCUGCUAGAGACUUUGCUGGCCAUGGAACGCAUGUAGCCUCUACCGCAGGUGGUUCAUACAUUCCUAACGUAAGCUACAAGGGACUCGCUAGAGGAACCUUGAGAGGUGGUGCACCUCGUGCUCGCAUAGCGAUGUACAAGGCUUGUUGGUAUCUAGAAGAGCUAGGCGGAGUUACUUGUUCAUCUUCUGACAUCUUGAAAGCAAUUGACGAUGCUAUUCAUGAUGGUGUUGAUGUCUUGUCACUCUCUCUAGGUAGUCGAAUUCCUCUGAAUUCCGAAACUGAUCUGCGUGAUGCGAUUGCUACUGGUUCAUUCCAUGCAGUUGCAAAAGGUAUUACAGUUGUUUGUGCUGGUGGUAACGCUGGCCCAUCAGCUCAGACCAUUGCAAACACGGCUCCUUGGAUAUUAACAGUGGCUGCAACCACUCUAGACCGGUCAUUCGCCACACCUAUUAUACUUGGGAACAAGAAAGUGAUAUUGGGUCAAGCAAUGUACACAGGCCCAAAACUUGGUUUCACUAGUUUGGUUUACCCAGAGGAUCCAGGGAACAGUAAUGAGACAUUUAACGGUGACUGUGAGUCCCUUAAUUUCAACCCCAUCCGGGCAAUGGCUGGGAAAGUUGUGCUGUGUUUCACAACAUCAAGACGUUACACUACUCUAUCCGGAGAUGCAUCUUUUGUGAAAAGAGCAGGCGGUCUUGGCCUGAUCAUCGCAAGAAGCCCAGGCUACACUCUAACUCCAUGCAAAGAUGAUUUCCCGUGUGUGGCCGUUGACUACGAGCUUGGGACAGAUAUACUUUUCUACAUACGUUCCAAUGGAUCACCUAUUGUGAAGAUACAGCCUUCUAGAACAAUCGUAGGACAACCUGUGGGGACAAAGGUGGCAACUUUCUCAUCAAGAGGACCUAACUCGAUUUCACCGGCGAUUCUAAAACCCGACAUAGCAGCACCAGGAGUGAACAUAUUGGCUGCUACAUCUCCGAAUGCCACAAACAAUGCUGGAGGGUUUGCUAUGUAUUCAGGAACAUCGAUGGCAGCUCCAGCAAUUUCAGGAGUUAUUGCACUUCUCAAAGCUAUGCAUCCAGAUUGGUCUCCUGCGGCUUUUAGAUCAGCUAUUGUCACUACAGCUUGGAGAACAGAUCCAUUUGGAGAGCAGUUACCUGCAGACGGGUCAUCUCGCAAAGACGCUGACCCAUUUGAUUAUGGUGGAGGCCUAGUGAACCCUGAGAAAGCUGCAAACCCCGGACUCAUAUACGACAUGGGCCCAAAAGACUAUAUUCUCUACUUGUGCUCGGCCGGCUACAACGACUCAUCUAUCUCUCAGCUUGUCGGAAAAGUAACAGUCUGUUCAAACCCUAAACCUUCUGUUCUCGAUAUGAACUUGCCUUCAAUCACAAUUCCAAACCUCAAAGACAAAGUCACCCUCACCAGAACAGUCACUAACGUCGGACCAGUUGAUUCGGUCUACAAAGUCGUGGUCGAGCCUCCGUUUGGGGUCAGAGUAGUUGUGACGCCGAAGAAACUAGUGUUUAACUCCAAAACGAAAAGGGUCUCCUUCAAGGUACGAGCGUCGACCAUGCACAAAAUCAACACUGGGUACUACUUUGGAAGCUUGAUUUGGACUGACUCUGUGCAUAACGUGACUAUUCCUGUGUCUGCGAGAACGCAGAUUCUGCAAAACUAUUUCGAUGAGAACUGAUGACUUAAAAGCAUCUUUAUUAUGUUCUCAACUUCUCAUA